UUUGUGUUCUGUUGCUGGACGUUGCGGUAGCAUUAUUAUAUGUAUGCGUUUAGAGAUGGGCCUGUCAACUCUGUACUAUGCGAUUCUCUCUUGCGACAUACAAACAAAAUGAAGUCGCUCGUCGUGCUUAGCACUGUUAUGGCAGUAGUUGUGGGUUCUUCUCACAGGUUGCGUCGAGAAGCGUUCCAGUUUGCGGACGCUAUAGACGAGGUAGUGGGGCAGGUACGAACGACCUUUCAGUGUCCUCAGCGGUACGGAUAUUUCGCCGACGUGGAUAACGACUGCAAGGUUUAUCAUGUCUGCAACCCCGUUAUGAAUGCCGAAGGUGGCAUCGAAGAAGUUCAGCAUUUCUCGUUCUUCUGCGGCAAUCAGACUGUCUUCAACCAGCUCACGUUGACAUGUGCCCACCCCGAAGAAGCUGUUCCCUGCCCUAAUGCACCAGACUUCUUUUACGUGAACGACAACAUCGGUAAAGAGGAUGCGCCAUUCUUGACUGAUGAUGAUACGCAAAGGGCCGCCCCUCUUUAUCCCGGUUACUCACAGCCAGCCCCCAAUCCAGCCCAAGCUCCUGCUGCCACCAGCCUGUACUACCACACCGUUUCCCAGGCUGGUUCCGAGCAUGGGCAUCCGACUUAUAGCAGCUCUAGCCCGUCAGCCGGCUACUUAACUAGCCAAGGCGAACAGAAAUAUGUAUCUGCUUCUCCACAGAGCCAAGAUAAUCAGAGUCAUCACGUUUCAACAGCUUUUGGUCAGCGCGCCCGAAAGAAGUAGAUCUAUUACUUGUUCUACGGACGACCAACGAAUCGGAGUGGCCCGCAAAUUAGGAGAAGCCAAAUGAGGAAGUACCUUGGUGUUAGUAGAGACCCGCCGGUAGCAGAGUGUGUCGUCUUUGUCCAAUAGCUAAAUCGUCUCUUAAAGCGUCCUUGUACUUUUUUUUUUUU
Varroa destructor (honeybee mite) is the source of this 941-nucleotide messenger RNA. RefSeq lists its product as uncharacterized. Lineage: Eukaryota; Metazoa; Arthropoda; Arachnida; Mesostigmata; Varroidae. Gene Ontology annotation, cellular component: extracellular region. The record is from RefSeq and is a predicted model, not a curated record. Gene Ontology annotation, molecular function: chitin binding.